Phyllostomus discolor (pale spear-nosed bat) is the source of this 579-nucleotide messenger RNA. It is a transcript of the gene SPATA33, whose product is annotated as spermatogenesis associated 33. The record is from RefSeq and is a predicted model, not a curated record. Bases 128 to 550 code for a protein of 140 amino acids. Gene Ontology annotation, cellular component: cytoplasm; nucleus. The transcript is spliced from 3 exons. Lineage: Eukaryota; Metazoa; Chordata; Mammalia; Chiroptera; Phyllostomidae.
GGACCGCGGCCGAUCCCGCCCGCGGGUUGCCGUGGUGACCCCGUGGCGCCGCCAGGUGGCGGUGUCUGUGAGUCACGCCCGCCAGGUGGAAGUGCCGGGCUGUGCCAGCGGGGCGGCGGGCUCACCUAUGGGACUGGGCAGAAGCAAACACAAACGCGGGAAAGGUGAGAAGCAAAACAAGGAGUACACCUAUUCAGGCCCAAGGCCUAAGGAAAGGUCGAUGAACAGGCAGUCCCAGGACUCUAAGAAGCCACUAGACACUGCGCCUGCAGAGGGUCACUCUCAGAAGAAGGCGGCAGCCAAGCAGCACUGCCUGCCACCCGAAGUCAAAGAGAAAACUGAGGCAAAGGUCAGGCUGAACGAGAAGAGAGCUGUCCUUCCACAUAUCGUCAUCAGCAGAGCCUCAAGCAAGACUACCGUCAGCUACCACUCCAGCUCCAGCAGGAACGAGGAGCAGAAGACCAUUCGGGAGCCGGUGGAAUGGGGCCCCUACGCCCGGCACAGGAACCCCAGCACCAUUGAUGCCUACACCUCACAAACCAAACAAUAAACGGCCACCAGGGGUAGCUGUCCCCCGUU